AUGAACGAUCUUGGAAAUAAGCAAAACGAAUCGACCAAGAUAGAAGAAUUGUCCGAACCACAAUUAAACGACACGAUAUCCAUUAUGCAAGACCCUUUGUCGACGUCAUGCCUUGUCCAAAAUUCCCUGCCAAUCGCAGUACCCGUUGUUUCAAGUGAUGUUGAUUUCACACCGUCGGACUUCUUACAACAGGGCUCAAAGUUCAGCAGUCAUACAGAUUUCGUGGUGGCAGUACAAGAAUAUGCGAUGCGUCAGGGUUUUACGAUGCGACUACAUAAACUGAAAAGAAAUCGAGAGGGUGACGUUCGGUGGAGAGAGAUCGUGUGUUCGCGUAGUGGAAUUUCAUGCAAAAAGAAAGUUGGUGAACGACCAACUCGUAACCGUCUAUCCCAAAGAUGUCGAUGCCCAUUUCUGAUUCGGGCUUCGGCCAAUGGAGUCUCCGGUUUGUGGGAAGUCAUUUCCACGAAUUUUAAUCAUAAUCAUGAGCUCGUGUCAAAUUCCAAAGCAUCUUGA
This is a messenger RNA of Acaulospora colombiana, 513 nucleotides long. The record is from the annotation of a GenBank genome assembly. NCBI's taxonomy places the organism in Eukaryota, Fungi, Glomeromycota, Glomeromycetes, Diversisporales, Acaulosporaceae.